Messenger RNA from Blastomyces dermatitidis ER-3, 4084 nucleotides. RefSeq lists its product as uncharacterized. The transcript has a single exon. The record is from RefSeq and is a predicted model, not a curated record. Lineage: Eukaryota; Fungi; Ascomycota; Eurotiomycetes; Onygenales; Ajellomycetaceae. The coding region runs from base 1754 to 3475 and encodes 573 amino acids.
UCACUCAUUGUCUAUAUAGAAUAGCUAGAUGCUGACUUCUCAUCAAAGAAGCCAGCAAUUCAUUUUUUCUCUCUGAUAAUAUAUACAAGAGUUACUGCAAUUCUCAUACAAUCUUCUUAGCAUACUAAGUACUGUACCUAUGACAUCCUUGCAAUAACCCUGUAGCCCAUGAGCUCGCUAUUCAAGCAAGAUAGUCAAGCCUACUCAUACGGCUCCCCAGAUAACUACCUACGUGACGCCGCCGAUUAGCCACCGCUUCGGUUCCGCCACGUUACAGCUUUUUGGAGUCAACGUGUCUUGAGAGCAAGGCCAGAUUCGCCCAACCCCAACACCACCAAGACUACUCCUCAAUCAUACGGAGUACAUGCAGCAUGCUGCCCCGGUCUGGGACUGUCCUGCUAUGAUUUUUAUUGAGCCAGCAGAACACCGACACAGUACGCAUCCUAGUGCGCAUCUGCUGCAUCACUUUCUCCUGGGAAGAACAAACGGUGUAACUUUUUGUAUCUGGGUCCAAGAUCAUCAAGCGAGGCGAACCACUGCGCUGCAGAUCACGCAAAUUACAGCUAAUCUCUGUAUUUAUAUGUCCAUCCCGACACCACCCACAUCGGCAUGGUGGAAGCGGUCGGCUCCGCUGCCAUGGGGGAUACAGCUCUGAGGAGUCGAGGACCCCCCCCGUGCCUGCCCACUUGUUGAAGCAGGUUGGGGAGACGUGCUCAGUGUGUGUAUCCUCGACUCCACGAGAGACAAAUCUCCCUCUUAUUGGCUUCUCAGAUGGAGAGUUUCUGAUCUGAACGGGAAAGAUGAAAGUAUUCUUAUUUGUGUUCCUCGUCUUACUCUUUAUAACUAACUAUUAUUACAUUUUACGCUAUGGACUCUUCUAGCUUAUAUUCUAUACUUACUGAGGAUGACCCGACGGUUGAAACCCACUUUGCUCCAGGUGAAUGUGGAUCCACCGGACGGGAGACUCUCCAUGGGACGAAGGGGGAAACUUGGGGCAUCUCCAAUCAGGUCUGCUGCCUGUCUGACUGACUACAAGCAUAUGCUUGACUCGUUGGUUUUGAUUGCUCUUCCGCUUUUGGUGGCUAUCUCCAUACCUCCCUGGCCCCAGGGAGACGAGCGAAAGGGAAAAAGAAAAAAAAGAGCAAAGAAAUAGGGCAGAACCCCUGGCCAUUAUGAUCUCCUGCGCUGUGCAAAGAAUCCAUCAAACUCCCUCGACCCCGCCGCUUUGAGCGUCUAACCCGCCAUCUGGGAAAUUCUCACUCGGCAAGCUUCUCAUCGUUAUUCUUCGUUGUCCUUUUCGCAGCCUGCCCCCAAUCCCCCUCGAGCCAUGGCGAGAACAAAAUAAAAAAUUAACCCCCAGCUAGCCCAGCUGUCCCAGCGGAGCCAGCGAACUCUUUGCAUUGUGGCUUCAUCAAAGCUCCCAACUUAUACAAUGCACGGGCUAGCAAGCUUCGCUGUCAUUGGCGCUUUGCGACUUGCUCCCUUCUUGCAAGCUAUUCAUCUGAAUCACAAUCAUCAAGGCGUCCUUCAAUCCGCUCCUCUACCAAUAUGAUACAUAUAUACUUUCUACCCAUUUUUUCUGCUUAACUGCAUGCUUGCUAUCUGUCUAUGCUACUCUUGUCUCCUGUCUAUACUUCUCUUGUCUGAAUAUAUUCACCCCCGCCACAUUCUCCUGUCCACUGCGGAAUGGUAGCUGAGAAAUGACCGCUGGCCAUCCUCACUACCUGCCAUCAUCCCAGUCUUGCUACUCAAUAUGUUCCUGUCAAUAAUCCGCGAGAGCUGGUGGUGCUACACUACGCUCGAGAGACGCAAUAUAGCCCUCUACAUCCUGGGUAUUAUGCUUUACAAGUUCGGGCUAGAGGCCUUUAACGGAUCCAUUGUCGCCCUCGCCACCAACAGAUAUGACUAUGACGCCUUCGUCUCUAACUCGACUUCCAAAACCUUUGAACGAGUCGGCCUCCUUACUGGACUCAACCAGGCAUUCCAAUGUAUCGGAGCCAUCCUGAUAGCACCGCUCGUCCGCAGAGCUCCCACCAAGUUGGUCCUGGCAGUUUCCGUUCUCGCCUUUGGCCUCUUAACCGCGUUGCUCCUGAUCGUGGAUGCCAGUACCGGUGGGACAUUCGUGCCCAAGCGCUUCCGCGAGAACCAUCCCAGGAAUCAUUUCUCCUACUACAAGAAAUACAACACCGACGGUAUAAUUCCUAUUUACUCAGUUACAAGCAUUGCCUACAAGAUGGUGGAACUGAUCCGCCAUAUCAUGCCGAGAGAUCUUGUGGGAGGAAAUGUACUGAAGCUUCGUCGAUUGGAUGCGCUGGUUCAUAUAUUUUAUGAAAUUGCUGGCACCAGCGGCGCGUUCUGCACUGCGCUGGCGCUAAUACCCAAUCUAGGAAAUAACUAUUCUUUCAUAAUUACCCCCGUUUGCUUUACCAUGGCCGCGGCCACAUGGUACUCUAUAACCAAUCUGGACUUCCAGCCUCAAGCGCAAGAGGUUCUUUCUGAGCGACCUGCAUACGUCAAAGCCAUCGUUGGGUCGUUUCUACUCUUCUUCGAGUCCUUCUGGACCGGCGGUAAACUUAUAUUCACUAAUCGACGCUUCAUCUGGCUGCUGCCCGGAUAUGCCAUUGCACUCUAUGGCCAUCGUUAUUUGGAAAAUGGGAUAGCACCGGCUAUUGCCCGGCGAUACUUGGGCAAUUCCGCCUGGUCACAGUUAAUCGUUGGAGGCUCGAACUUGGGCGAAUUGCUAGGUGCCACAUUCGUGUUCUUCUUCACAAAUCUCAUCACCACUCCUAUUCCAUGGAUCCGGCUUGAUGCGGUAAUGUUAUUGAUUGUCUGGUACCUGCCCUUUUGGCGCCCGCCAGCGGGUCAGGUUGCUUAUGCCUGGAUAGUUGCCGCCACUUUCCUCCCCAUAUCCUUCGGCUGGGCAGCUGGCGAUGUCUCCCUCGCCGCAUACAUUCAGGCGACAUUAGCACGUGUAGAGUCCAAAGCAAAGAACGUCUCUGCUCUGGGCGCGGUGAUGGCAUUCCUUUAUACCACCUACAUCGUCCUGUACGCUAUCACCUCCCCAGUACUGGGCAGGUACAUAGACCACGUCUUCAACGAGUCUGGUGGAACCGAGAACGGCGGUGACAUCCACCUAGCGAUCCUAAACAUAGGCGCCGUUCAAUUCACCAUCCUAUCCGUCGUGAUCUUGGCGGCGACAUUUGUGCCCCAGGGCGCCUUCGCCUUGAAUCCAGACGUGAUUUUCGACGAGCAGCUGGACACGGAGAUAGUCAAGCCGAAAAAGCUUGACGGGAUCGAUCUAGCGAAUCGCCGUAGCGACGGUGAGUAUCCCGAUACCUACUCGACCCGCAAUGGCAGCCGGUAUGGCAGUCGUCAUGCUACUCGCCAUGGUAGUGCCUACACCUACCGCCAUGAGAGUUGUCACGGGGUCUAUGAUGGCGGCCGUCGGUAUCAGAGUCAUGCAAGCGUAACAUAGUACCCAGCUCCAGCUCCAGUUCUUAUUUUUAUUUUUAUUUUCUUUAUAUUCCAUCUUUUUCAAAAUUAUGUCUCCUUCACUUAUUUAAUGAUGGCUCAGCAAUUCUCCCAUCAAUUCGAUUUUUCUGAUACCAGCGUUUUGUGUCUUGUCUUUUUGACUCUGGGUAACCAUCCUAACUCCCAUUAACUGCAAUCACACAUUACCCGUCUCGAGAAUAUAAUAUACCCAAAUACUUCUCCCCAGUUUUGAUACCCCUUUUGUUACAUUAUACAUGCACGCGAAAGCAUACGCUCACGAGGUUAAUAUCACUCAAGCAAUCAAGCAAGACACUGGACACAAGUACAGUACACAUCAUGAUACCCCAUCUCGCUCACUCACUUUUUAUCCCGCCGCCUCACAUACUAUACAUGUACAAUGUGUGUGUGUGUGUUUUUCUUUUGCUGUUUUGUGUAUCUGUGAUAGAUAAAUGUAGAUAUGCGUACAUCAGUAGCAGCAACAGCAGACUAUGUGGUUCAACCACUCGUCCACUAAAUAUAAAAAUAUCGCAAAAUCGCUACUGAAUGCUGGUAUGUACAUGUACAAUAGUUAAAUAAUCCAUUUGUUUCUUUU